Oncorhynchus mykiss (rainbow trout) is the source of this 3246-nucleotide messenger RNA. RefSeq names its product ATP-binding cassette subfamily G member 4. NCBI's taxonomy places the organism in Eukaryota, Metazoa, Chordata, Actinopteri, Salmoniformes, Salmonidae. Gene Ontology annotation, biological process: transmembrane transport; cholesterol homeostasis; cholesterol efflux. Gene Ontology annotation, molecular function: ATP hydrolysis activity; ABC-type sterol transporter activity; ATP binding. Gene Ontology annotation, cellular component: plasma membrane. The record is from RefSeq and is a predicted model, not a curated record.
GGAACGCCUUAGCGACACAGGCAGAGAGCGCUGCAUGCUAGAAGCUGGCAAUACCGCCGACCGUGUAGCCUAGCAGCCUAUGUUGCGGUACGCAGUGUGAAGAUAGGCUGAAUACCGCCAGAAAAAGCAAACUUAUUGGGAAGCCGCGAAUGUAAGGACAGAUCUGCCAGUUCUAGUGCACCUAAGGAUUUAGAAGAAGAGAGCGAACUGCCACCUUCACAUCCUAAUCAGGAACAGAAUACAUUCCUCUUAUCCUGAGUUAACUUCAGUGCCUCAAACACACCCCUACACCCCCGUUGCAGAACGGUGGUAUGGCUGAUAGUGGAACGGCCGUCAAGCCUCCUGAACCUGAAUCAGUCAGCAUCCCGAUGGAGGAAACCAUCUGUAAUGGGGGAACACAGGAGCCUUCUCUGUUGACAAAUCUGAAGAAGGUGGAGAACCACAUCACAGAGGCCCAGCGUUUCUCCCAUCUCCCCAAGCGUUCAGCGGUGGACCUGGAAUUCACAGAGCUCUCCUACACCAUCCGGGAAGGGCCGUGCUGGAGAAAGAGAGGUUUUAAAGCCUUACUUAAGUGCCUGUCGGGGAGGUUCUGCAGCCGAGAGCUGAUCGGAAUCAUGGGGCCCUCUGGGGCCGGCAAGUCCACUCUGAUGAACAUCCUGGCUGGCUACAGGGAAACAGGCAUGAAAGGGAAGAUCUUGGUGAAUGGGAAACCCAGAGAUCUCCGCACGUUUCGUAAGAUGUCCUGUUAUAUCAUGCAGGAUGACAUGCUGCUGCUGCACCUCACUGUCCGGGAAGCCAUGAUGGUUUCAGCCAACUUGAAGCUCAGUGAAACUAUGGAAGUGAAAAAGGAACUGGUGAAUGAGAUCCUGACUGCUCUAGGGCUCCAGGAGUGUGCUCACACUCGCACCAGCUCCCUAUCUGGGGGGCAGUGUAAACGGCUAGCAAUCGCCCUUGAGCUAGUCAACAAUCCCCCAGUCAUGUUCUUUGAUGAGCCAACCAGUGGACUGGACAGUGCCUCCUGUUACCAAGUGGUUUCUCUUAUGAAAUCUCUAGCCCUGGGGGGACGCACCAUCAUCUGCACCAUCCACCAGCCCAGCGCCAAACUCUUUGAGAUGUUUGAUAAGCUGUACAUCCUGAGUCAGGGCCAGUGCAUAUACAAAGGCACCGUCCCAUACCUCAUCCCCUAUCUGAAGAACCUGGGGCUCCACUGCCCCACCUACCACAACCCGGCAGAUUUCAUCAUUGAAGUGGCAUCGGGGGAGUAUGGAGACUGGAAUCCUGUUCUGUUUGAGGCGGCCCAGGGUGGAAUGUGUGCCAUAGAGGAGAAGGAGAAGUCAUGUGACAAAAAUGACACAUCCGCUGUUUGUCCAACAAAGUGCCUCAAGGACUCAGGAGCCAUUGAGAGCCAUUCAUUUGCUACAAGCACUUGGACACAGUUUUGCAUUCUCUUCAAUAGAACGUUGAUGACAAUAUGUCGAGACCAGGUGUUGACACACCUAAGGCUGAUGUCACACAUCUCCAUAGGAGUACUGAUCGGCUUGCUCUACUUGAACAUUGGCAACGACGCCAGCAAGGUCUUCAACAACACCGGCUUCCUCUUCUUCUCCAUGCUCUUCCUCAUGUUCGGAGCUCUGAUGCCCACCGUGCUCACAUUUCCUCUGGAGAUGUCCAUUUUUCUGAGGGAACAUCUAAACUAUUGGUACAGCCUGAAGGCUUACUAUCUGGCUAAGACUAUGGCUGACAUUCCAUUCCAGGUCCUCUGCCCCGUCAUGUACUGCAGUAUAGUGUACUGGAUGACAGAUCAGCCUCCGGAGGCCACCCGCUUCCUGCUCUUCCUGGCCCUGUCGAUCUGCACGGCCCUGGUAGCCCAGUCACUAGGGCUCCUGGUUGGUGCUGCCUCCACCAACCUCCAGGUGGCCACUUUUGUCGGCCCCGUCACUGCCAUUCCUGUUCUUCUCUUCUCGGGCUUCUUUGUCAACUUUGACACCAUUCCCAAGUACCUGCAAUGGAGCUCCUAUGUGUCCUAUGUCAGGUACGGCUUUGAGGGGGUGAUCCUGUCCAUAUACGGGAUGAACCGUACCUAUCUGUAUUGUCCGGGGAAAGUGUGUAAAUUCCAGAAGCCUGAGGAGGUCCUCCAACUGUUGGACGUGGAGGACGCCAAGCUCUACAUGGACUUCAUCGUUCUGGGGAUCUUCUUCGUGAUUCUCCGAUUUGCCACCUACCUAGUGCUGCGGUACAAGGUCAAGUCAGAGCGAUAGGUCUCACCCUCAACGCCCCCACCCUGUUCUGUGCAAAGCUAUUGUACUGUAACACGUGGGUCCAACAUCCAGUUUAUAUAUCAAUACCAUAAAUUGCUGCUUGGAAAAACUGGAAUAUAUCACUUUUCUCUGUUGAAGUCAUGAUGGGACCAGAGAAGAGACAUCUAACAAACAUAAAUGUUUUACCUCAGCAAGUAGGACUCCAAACAUCUACAAGCAUCUCUAUGUACAGUAGGGUAGUACUGAUGAGGGCACACAGACUAUUCAAAGGACUGACCUGCAGGAACAACCAAAAACAGAGAAUGUUUACACAUCAUUUAGCCUUGGCAUAGCCAGAGGACAUUCUACUGUUGCACUGGAGUGUGUCUGGUUUUAAAGACAGAAUGAAUCAGUAUUGUAAUCAAGUGUUGAUUAAAUUUCCUCAACUGAACGGAACUAUUCACUUUUCUUCCGACUAUCUUUCACUCUCAUCUACGGUUUAGUUACAGUUUUGAGAACUAGAAAAAUAAAUAUGACUUAUUUUACCUGAUAACAAUGUAUGAAAAACAAAUCUGUACAUUAUUAGGCCAUUCACUUGUUUUUAUACUGUCUGAAAAAUGUACCUUUCUCUAAAAUGGAUGAUUCUCCUAAUUAUAUAGUUUUUGGUUUCUCUAAUCAACUCUAAUCAAUUAACUGUUCACAUCCUACAUGAUGUACUGUAUGUAUGCAGCAUUGUCAAGUUUAGUUUGGGUAAUAGAUUAAAGAGGUAAUAUUAUCCUCAAACAUAUUCCUAAACCUGUCUCCACUGCCACAGUAAUGUAUAUAUUUAUAGUAUAACCAGAGAUGCAACAUUCAAACUUUACUUCUACUUAACAAUGGAUGACUUUAAAGGCCCAGUGCAGUCAAAACCGUUACUUCCUGUGUUUUAUAUAUAAUUCCACACUAUGAUGUUGGAAUAAUACUGUGAAAUUGUGAAAAUUAUGAUAGUCCUCUUAGUGUAAGAGCUGUU